This is a messenger RNA of Aspergillus pseudotamarii, 2023 nucleotides long. Its product is annotated as tellurite-resistance/dicarboxylate transporter family protein. Gene Ontology annotation, molecular function: malate transmembrane transporter activity. Gene Ontology annotation, cellular component: membrane. The record is from RefSeq and is a predicted model, not a curated record. The coding region runs from base 166 to 1362 and encodes 398 amino acids. Gene Ontology annotation, biological process: malate transmembrane transport. The transcript has a single exon. Lineage: Eukaryota; Fungi; Ascomycota; Eurotiomycetes; Eurotiales; Aspergillaceae.
ACUAUCCCUCGUUCAUUCUCUUCUCUUAUCUUCUCUUGCCUUCCUCAGGGUCACACCACACUGCCUCUUCCUAAAGUCAUACCACUGUUGCUUAUCUCUUUUUCAUAUCGUACCACUCUACCAUAGACUCUUCCUUUGUCUUAUAAGCUUCGCGCCAAGAGCACCAUGUUCAACACCGAACACUACAUACCACCGGGUUCAUCUCAUUCAGACGUCGAAAUGUUAACACCUCCGAAGGUUGAGGAUGAGAAGAAGCUUGGCCCGGUGGGUAUCCGGGAGAGGCUUCGUCAUUUCACCUGGGCCUGGUACACCUUAACAAUGAGUGGAGGAGGGCUGGCCGUCCUCAUCAUCAGCCAGCCCUUUGGGUUCCGCGGAUUGAAAGAGAUCGGCAUCGCAGUCUACAUCCUCAACCUGAUCCUCUUCGCCCUUGUCUGCUCUACCAUGGCUCUCAGGUUCAUCCUACACGGCAACCUUCUCGAGUCCCUCCGCCAUGACCGCGAGGGUCUCUUCUUUCCGACCUUCUGGCUCUCCGUCGCAACCAUCAUCUGCGGUUUGUCUCGCUACUUCGGUGAAGAACCUAGUGAAUCCUUCCAACUAGCCCUCGAAGCCCUCUUCUGGAUCUACUGUUUCUGCACCUUGCUGGUCGCGAUCAUACAAUACUCCUUCGUCUUCUCAUCCCACAAGUAUGGCCUUCAAACCAUGAUGCCUUCAUGGAUCCUCCCAGCCUUCCCCAUCAUGCUCAGCGGCACCAUCGCCUCCGUCAUCGGUGAACAACAGCCCGCUCGCGCAGCCCUCCCCAUCAUCGGCGCCGGUGUCACCUUCCAGGGUCUUGGCUUUUCCAUCAGCUUCAUGAUGUAUGCCCACUACAUCGGCCGACUGAUGGAGUCCGGCCUGCCCCACAGCGACCACAGACCAGGGAUGUUCAUCUGCGUCGGACCCCCAGCCUUCACAGCCCUAGCCCUCGUCGGCAUGACCAAAGGCCUCCCCGAAGACUUCAAGCUGCUACAUGACGCCCACGCCUUGGAGGACGGCCGUAUUAUCGAACUGUUGGCCAUCUCAGCCGGCGUCUUCCUCUGGGCCCUGAGUCUCUGGUUCUUCUGCAUCGCCAUCGUCGCCGUCAUCCGCUCGCCGCCCAAGGCCUUCCACCUCAACUGGUGGGCCAUGGUCUUCCCCAACACCGGCUUCACCCUGGCCACCAUCACCCUCGGCAAAGCACUCAACAGUAACGGCGUGAAGGGCGUCGGAUCCGCCAUGUCCAUCUGCAUCGUGUGCAUGUACAUCUUCGUCUUCAUCAACAACGUCCGCGCCGUUAUCAACAAGGAUAUCAUGUACCCGGGUAAAGACGAGGAUGUAUCUGAUUAGACCGCACGCUCCAUUUUUCCUAGCUACCUAUCCCCCUCCCUUACGUCCAUACAACCAUCCCACAAUGUCCAUACAUUUACAGAUACAAUUCUCCUUCCUCCCUUCACCCUUGCCCCAUCUAUUCAGUUUAGACCGUUACUUCCAUUCAUCAGCCUCCCACUUUCUAUAUACCCCCUUCACCAUUAUGCUUUUGUCAAUUGCUAGCUGGCAUCACACGGCGUUACGUCAUUCGGUAUAUAUAUAGCGUUGAUUUCAUGGUCCUGUUAGCACUCUAUUUCUGUUCCUGUUUCUGUUGCUGUUUAUUUCCCAUCUUCUCCUUUCCUUUCCAGCCUUCAAGCCUUCAAGCCUUUCCACCAUAGACAGAGGAAUAGAAAUCAUAGAAUAGAGGGCAAAAGAAAAAGACACUUAUAUGGCACAUAAUCAACUCCCCCAAAGUAUUGAGUACAGUAAAAGUAGCAAGAAAGUACUAAGACUCAAGGUAAAAGUCCAACCAGUAAGUUCUAAUUCCCAACACCCUGGUUUCAGAUCCAUAUUAAUCCAUAAAAACCCAUAGAACCAAUCCAUAUUUCCCUAGAUAUAACCCAAACGAUAGUCCAAACCGGAUCACCCCAUCCUACUACACUUGGUAAGUGGGGGAGGGGGGAGUCUUUGAGUUGGAAUG